AUGGCCUUCUUCUUCACCUGUGGAACUCACACCUUCAACUCGCUGCUGCAAGGCUACGAGAACAUCCAAGCGCAAUGUCAGAAUUGUGGCAAUUUUAGUGCAAAGGUGUAUAAGAGAUGGGAGUGGUUUACCUUGUGCUUCGUUCCGAUCAUACCAUUUAGUCUCAAGCCACACCAUGAGGUCGGAUGUCAUAUCUGUCACUUCUAUCAAGACAUCAUGCAUCGACCAGAUGUACAGCAGAUGAUGAACAAUCCACAGUCAUCUAUUCCAAUGCAACCACAGCAACCGUACGGAGCCCCACCUCAGCAGUACAAGGCACCGCAAGGACCUCCUCAGUAUGUCUGA
This is a messenger RNA of Aureobasidium namibiae CBS 147.97, 345 nucleotides long. RefSeq lists its product as uncharacterized. The coding region runs from base 1 to 345 and encodes 114 amino acids. The transcript is spliced from 4 exons. The record is from RefSeq and is a predicted model, not a curated record. Lineage: Eukaryota; Fungi; Ascomycota; Dothideomycetes; Dothideales; Saccotheciaceae.